Messenger RNA from Adineta steineri, 909 nucleotides. Lineage: Eukaryota; Metazoa; Rotifera; Eurotatoria; Adinetida; Adinetidae. The record is from the annotation of a GenBank genome assembly.
AUGAUCAUGUCUCGUCGUAAACAACUACGUCCAAAAUCAUUCAAAGGCAAUGAAAUAUUAUUUGUUUUGCCUGAUGAACUUCUAUAUGAUGAAGAAACAAAUUUUAUAAUUACUCGAACAAAUCUUAACAAAGAUCAUCGUUUUGGUCCUUUUCCUGCUACUAUACAUAUUGAUGAUAAAAUAGAAUGUUUUCAGUUGCUCGAUAUUAAACAUAAUUGGUUUGUUCAUUGUUCAGUAAUAAAUAAUAUUAAUACUUCGGAAAAUUUAAAUAUUAUAUAUCAAGAUAAUCAAUUAUUUGCAAUUGUAACAAAAUCUAUUUCAAUUGGGACAUAUCUUUGUACGAAUAGAAUUAUACUUCCAAAAUUAAAUAUGAAUAAAGAUAUUGAAAUAAAAGAUGAACCUUUAGAAAUAUCAUCAAAAAAACAUUCUCCUCUUGUUUAUACUUGUGAUACGUGUAAUAUACGAUUUAGUAAUCGAAAUACAUUAGAUGCACAUCGUCAACAUUAUUGUAUGAAACAAGAAACAACAAAAAGUCAUUCAGCAGAUUCAUCGAUUACUUUUGAAGCGAAAUCUAUGAAACGUAAAUCUCCUGAUAACAGUGAUUCAUUAUCAACACCUACAAAACGUUUAUCUUUAUUAUCGCAUAAUACUUAUUGUCAUAAAUGUGAUGAUAUUUCAUUUUCUAAAGUUAAUAAUCUUAUUCAAGAUAAAUUAUCUCAUUGUACAACAAAUUCAUCUUGUUGUAAAUUAAAAAAUCAAACAAUACCAUUUGAUUGUCCAGUUCAAGUUGGAAAUUUUAUUUAUGUACCUAUACCUGUUGUUCCUACACAAAUUAAAUCUUCUAAUCAAGAUAAUAAACCUUUAGAUUUAAUUUAUUUCUAUCGAAAACGACGAAAAACAAAUACUUAA